Messenger RNA from Fonsecaea multimorphosa CBS 102226, 318 nucleotides. RefSeq lists its product as uncharacterized. The transcript is spliced from 3 exons. Gene Ontology annotation, biological process: tRNA thio-modification; protein urmylation. The coding region runs from base 1 to 318 and encodes 105 amino acids. NCBI's taxonomy places the organism in Eukaryota, Fungi, Ascomycota, Eurotiomycetes, Chaetothyriales, Herpotrichiellaceae. Gene Ontology annotation, cellular component: cytoplasm; nucleus. The record is from RefSeq and is a predicted model, not a curated record. Gene Ontology annotation, molecular function: protein tag activity.
AUGUCCGAAACGGUCGAUAUCACGGUUGAAUUCACUGGUGGCCUGGAGAUGCUUUUUGACAAUGUAUCAAAGCACUCAUUGUCACUGGCCAAAGACGCAGACGACGGGAAACCCCCAACGGUCGGAUAUCUGGUCAAGUACCUCUGCAGUAAUUUGAUGAAGGACUCGAGAAAAGAGCUGUUCGUUCUCGACGGCAAUGUUCGACCAGGCAUUCUCGUCUUGAUCAACGACUCUGACUGGGAACUCGAGGGCGAAGACAAAUACGAACUAGUCAACAAAGAUACUAUUCUAUUCGUGUCUACUCUUCACGGUGGCUGA